AUGCCGAAACGUGGAGGAAGAAUUCGCAAUUGGAAACCCAAUGAACAUUUUGAACAUGACGAUCGAGCUCACAGCAACAAUACAAGGCGUGUCAGCUUCAAAUCUGGUUCAUAUAAAGGGAAAAGCAAAUUUCGACAAUGGAACGAUGCGUCUCAACUACUGCUCGAUGGUGAUAUUGACAUGGGCGCAUCUGCAGGUUACCCAAUAAGGAAGGGCGUCAGAUAUCAAAGGGGUCGGCUAAGCUCGCCAGCACCUCGUACUGCUAAAAGAAAAUUCAUAGCUGGUCCUUUGCCGUGGUAUCAAAUUGUAAUACCAUACGGAGCUAAACAUGAUAAAGACGUUAUUUUACGAUCACUGCUGGGCUUUAUAUCGCCUGAAGUUUUCAUACCACAUUAUUACAAAAUCAAUGGGAAUACAGCUAUUUUUUAUGUCGAUGAUGUUAAAAUAGCUGAAAAAUUAUAUGAAGCUGAUAGAAAAAUUACUAUGUCCGAUGGCUUUAAACUUCUUAUACUUGUAAGGAACAGUGUACCAAAUGUAAAUAUUGAUGCAAAUAUGAAAGAGAAAAUGAAGCUUGUUAUGGCAAAAAGAUACAAUGCAGCUACUAAAGCUUUGGACUUAACCAAAUUUCAUGCAGACCCUGAUUUAACAGAUAUAUUCUGUGCACUAUUCCGACCGAUUAUAAUGUCAGUCGCUAUUGAUAUAAUGGCAGACAAUAUACCCGAUUUGGAAGCGCUCAACUUAAAUGAAAACAAAAUCCAUGGAAUGGAACACAUGAAGGUCCUUUGUACAAAGUUGAAGAAUUUGAAGAUUCUUUAUUUGGGAGACAACAGGAUUACAACUCUGGCUGCCCUGGAACCUUUGAAACCUUUGCCACUGGUGGAACUUUAUCUUAAAGGAAAUCCACUAGUUUCUAGGUUCAACGAUCAUGAUAUUUAUGUCAGCGACGUGCGGAAAAAAUUCCCCAAACUCAUGAGAUUGGAUGGCGUAGACCUACCACCAGCGAUUGGCUUCGACGUUUCUGAAGAUUUAUCCCUCCCUUCCCGUCAACAAUCCUUCCUUAUAGACCCAGCCGGCCAGAAUCUGGUUAGAGAAUUCCUUACACAGUAUUUCGCUAUCUACGAUUCUGAUUCCCGUCAACCAUUAUUAGAGGCGUACCACGAAACAGCUACUAUGUCAAUGGCGGCCGGCUAUUUAAGCAAUGAAGGACGAAAUGUACCAGGAAAUAAAUUAAACGCUUACAUAUCUAACAGUCGUAAUAUUAUGAGGAUAACAGACAGGGAAUCUCGAAGACGUUAUCUCCGUACAGGAAGAUUACAAGUUGUUUCGUUUCUGUCAGACUUACCAAAGACCAAUCAUGACCUGAUGGGAUUUGCUGUCGAUCUACUUGUUUUUACUCCAGCCAUGAUAGUGCUAACAAUGAAUGGUGUAUAUAGAGAGACGACAUCAUACGGCAAUCCAACUCGGUCUUUCCAUAGGACUUUUGUUAUUAUACCAAAUGCUACAGGUGGAUUUUCAAUUACUAAUGACAUGUUGUUUGUCAGUAACACUACUAAGGAGCAGGAAGACAAGUCAUUUUCUGGUGGUGAAGUGGCUCCUUCAAGUUCAACCUCAGCGGCUCCUGUGGCAACAAUAGCUGCAACCCCAUCAUAUGAUGAGAAUCAACGAAUGAUGCUUAACAUGCUCUGCCAACAAACCGGCAUGAAUGAACAUUGGAGUGUGAACUGUCUACAAGAAACUGGUUGGGACUAUCAAAGAGCUUUGUUCAUAUUCAAUCAACUACAGUCAGAAGGCAAGAUUCCACCCGACGCAUUUGUUAAGUGA
This is a messenger RNA of Danaus chrysippus (African queen), 1821 nucleotides long. The record is from the annotation of a GenBank genome assembly. Lineage: Eukaryota; Metazoa; Arthropoda; Insecta; Lepidoptera; Nymphalidae.